GAGCGCCUGCGGGUCGGCGUGUCGUCGCACUUCCCAAUUGGCCCUUUCAACCUUCAAUCAGCUCCUAGCAACCAAGCGGUCCACCCCUUGGCGCACGCGCGCGCCUGCUUCCGGGCCGGGGCGCGGAGUUCCGGCCUCGCGGGCCGAGGCGGAAUUCCCGUCGGUUUCCUAGGCGUCCUCCCAGCGUCGCGCAUGGCCCCGGACUCGGGAGCCUGCCCCGAGGGGCCGCUGUUAAAGCUGCUGCCUGUUGAUGCCAGGGACCAGGGCACCCAGCGCUGCCGCCUGGGCCCGGCGGCCCUCCGCGCCCUGGGCGCGCGCGCGUGGUGGUGGUGGGGGCCACCAACCGGCCCGACGCGCUGGACCCGGCGCUGCGCAGACCCGGGAGGUUCGACCGCGAGGUAAUCAUCGGGACCCCCACACUGAAACAGAGAAAGGCCAUCCUGCAGGUGAUCACCUCAAAGAUGCCCAUCUCUAGGGACGUUGAUUUGGACGCGCUUGCGGAGAUGACCGUGGGCUACGUGGGUGCCGACCUGACGGCCCUGUGCAGGGAGGCCGCCAUGCGCGCGCUCCUCCACGCUGAGAAGAACCAAGACAGUCCUACAAUCGAGGAAACGGACUUCCUGGACGCUCUGAAGCAGAUCCAGCCUUCAGCGAUGCGAAGUGCUAUCGGGCUGCUGGACGUCAGGCCUGUGGGCUGGGAGGACAUCGGCGGCCUCGAAGAUGUAAAACUGAAGCUGAAACAGAGCGUCGAGUGGCCGCUGAAGUUCCCUCAGGCCUUCGCCCGGAUGGGCCUGACGCCUCCCCGAGGCCUCCUGCUCCACGGGCCUCCCGGCUGCGCCAAGACCACCCUGGUGCGGGCCCUGGCCACCAGCUGCUGCUGUGCCUUCCUCUCACUGAGCGGAGCCGAGCUCUUCUCGCCUUUCGUUGGCGAUUCAGAAAAAGUCGUGGCUCAGGUAUUUCGACAAGCGAGAGCGAAUACGCCGGCAAUUGUGUUUUUGGACGAAAUCGACUCCAUCUUGGGGUCUCGCUCAGGCGGCGGAGCAGGAUGUGACGUUCAGGAGCGGGUGCUGUCGGUCCUCCUGACUGAGCUGGACGGGGUUGGUCUGAGGACAGCAGAGAGAAGAGGAAAUAAAUCAGACCCACAGGAACUUGAGGAGGUUUUACAUCGGAGUGUCAUGAUUGUUGCGGCCACAAACAGGCCUGACGUCUUGGACGACGCCUUGCUGCGUCCUGGGAGACUCGACAGGAUCAUCUACAUCCCCCCUCCGGAUCAGAAGGGCAGGCUUUCUAUUUUAAAAGUCUGUACGAAGAACAUGCCAAUAGGGGCUGAUGUUUCCUUAGAAAACCUAGCCGCAGACACCCGUUUCUUCUCUGGAGCUGACCUUAGAAACCUCUGCCGAGAAGCAGCCCUGCUGGCUCUGCAGGAGGCCGGGCCAGCCGCCGCAGCCGUGACUCAGGAGCACUUCCUGCGGGCUCUCUGGACUGCGACGCCGUCCUUGCGGAGCACGGACUUGGCUCUGUAUGAAAACUUAUUCAAGAAAGAAGGCUUAUCUACGUUGGGAGACACUUAAGGAUCACAUAGGAUUUUCAGUCAUUCAUUGUAAUUGAAAUGGGACCUUGCUUAUAGAUUGUAACUUCACACCUUCAGACUGCGCUGUGAUGAACAAAAGCAGUCUUAUGUGUAGGAGACAGACAUUCCCGGGGGAACGGACCUGAUGGCGUCAUCGGCUGAUCAGCCAGCUCGGUGUGCGUGAGCGCACCACGAUGCUCCCGGUGACAAAACUGCCUGACAACAGACACGAACGCGUCCCGGCUGUCACGAGAUGCACGACUUCUUGGAGAACACAGAGAGCCAACUGGUUUAUAUUUUUGGUAAAUUUAAAAAAGAAGUAAAUAACAUCUACCUGAUGAGCUAAGGCUCAUUUUAAUUGUAAUUCUAAAAUGCAUGUUAAAAAGCUAUCAUAGCCGGGCGUGAUGGCGCACACCUCUAACCCCAGCACUCCAGAGGCAGAGGUAGGAGGAUCUCUGCGAGUUCGAGGCCCGCCUGGACUAGAGUGAGUGGGUUCAAAGCCAACCUGAACUGCAUAGGGAAACCCUACCUCAAAACAACAAACAAAAGAAAGCUGUCAUACAGGAAGGAGAAUGUGUGUGCAUUGAUUGUAUAAGGGUAACUGGUUUUGGUUGAUGGCUUUUUUGCAACCUUGAAAUAAUUUCAUAGCUACAGAAAAGUUGCAAGAAUAUUACAAAAAAUUCUAUAUUCCCUCUCA
Chinchilla lanigera (long-tailed chinchilla) is the source of this 2267-nucleotide messenger RNA. RefSeq names its product spermatogenesis associated 5-like 1 (gene Afg2b). The record is from RefSeq and is a predicted model, not a curated record. Lineage: Eukaryota; Metazoa; Chordata; Mammalia; Rodentia; Chinchillidae. Gene Ontology annotation, molecular function: ATP hydrolysis activity; ATP binding.